GCGGCGGCGCGCGGCGACGGUGCUCGGUGCAGCUGGGCGACCCGCGUGCGAGGACACGAUGCACGACUCCGGCUCCAUGGUGCCCCUGCACUGGAUCGGCUUCGGCUAUGCGGCCCUGGUUGCGACCGGCGGGAUCAUUGGCUACGCGAAAGCAGGUAGUGUCCCAUCACUGGCUGCUGGGCUCCUGUUCGGUGGCCUGGCAGGCCUGGGAGCCUACCAGCUGUCUCAGGACCCCAGGAACGUCUGGGUGUUCCUAGCGACAUCGGGAACCUUGGCAGGCAUCAUGGGGAUUCGAUUCUACAACUCCGGGAAGUUCAUGCCCGCUGGCCUGAUUGCUGGAGCCAGUUUGCUGAUGGCCGCCAAGCUGGGCAUGAGUGUGUUGAGCGGACCCCGCCACUCCUAGUCUCCUCCCUGCCCGGACCCGGGAGGAGCUUUCUAACUGCCGCCGCUUUCCGCGAGUUGAAUAAGUACGACGUUCUGACCUUUCUGACGCUGUCGGAAAAGAUGCCACCGACCUUGGGGGAAGCGCGUCACCCAUUCUCCCCCGGCCCGUGCUCCUCCAGCCCGGGGUGGUCAUGGCGGCCUGUGCGCGUCCCCCGCCGCGGCGUGAGAUCGCAGGCGAAGGCCAGCCUCCGCCCCAGGAGGGCGCCUCUGAGAGACUCGGGGGUCCCUUCACGGAUCUCAGAACGCGGCGUCUACCCUGAAGUCACGUCAUCUGGGAUAUCAGUGAAAUAAAAGUUUGCAGUAAAUAACAUCUGUGGCGUCAGGGUCCCCGGAGCGUGGAGGAGGGGCGGCAGCAG
Talpa occidentalis (Iberian mole) is the source of this 800-nucleotide messenger RNA. It is a transcript of the gene TMEM14C, whose product is annotated as transmembrane protein 14C. The transcript is spliced from 6 exons. The record is from RefSeq and is a predicted model, not a curated record. NCBI's taxonomy places the organism in Eukaryota, Metazoa, Chordata, Mammalia, Eulipotyphla, Talpidae. Gene Ontology annotation, biological process: regulation of heme biosynthetic process. The coding region runs from base 59 to 403 and encodes 114 amino acids. Gene Ontology annotation, cellular component: mitochondrial membrane.